Messenger RNA from Ictalurus punctatus (channel catfish), 3921 nucleotides. Its product is annotated as forkhead box protein J1-A-like. The transcript is spliced from 2 exons. Gene Ontology annotation, molecular function: sequence-specific DNA binding; DNA-binding transcription factor activity. NCBI's taxonomy places the organism in Eukaryota, Metazoa, Chordata, Actinopteri, Siluriformes, Ictaluridae. Bases 548 to 1822 code for a protein of 424 amino acids. The record is from RefSeq and is a predicted model, not a curated record. Gene Ontology annotation, biological process: regulation of DNA-templated transcription.
AAUACAUGUAUCUCGGCUACUAUAUAGACGGUAAUUACGCGGUUUGAGACGCAGCCCACGGCUUCAAGCAGUUGUCUAUUUACACGUACAGCAGGACAAAUAAUUAACUGCACUUAAAGCAUUCGUAAAAAAAAAUAAAUAAAAACACCCAAAACUAUAUACGGUACCAUAACGAAGACGAACUGUAUGUUGAUGUGUGAAAUUCUGGAGGGACAUUAGACGGCGUGGCGUGUUGACGUAAUGACGUGUGCCGUUAACCUAAUUAUGUUCUAGAACAUGUCAAACCGGUACAUGAAAGGAGUAUUCUAAAAGCGACUCAUGUAAACACCUUAAUCACAUUAUUAUCUUACUCAGAGUAAGGUCAAUAAUUAGAUUACUGCUGUCCAUGUAAACGUAAGUGACUCCCUUCCAUACAGACAGCAAUACACAAUGACUUCAUAAAAUUCUAAUUCUAAAUUCUUGAUGAUUCCUACCAGUCAGUGGUACUAGUCCUGCUACAAAGGACCUAAUCGAAAGCAGCAGUUUCAACAACAGCAGUUCUGACAACAUGGAUGACACUCUGACCAGUCUGCAGUGGUUGCAAGAGUUCUCUAUCCUUAGUGACAGUGGAAGGCAACAAGUGAAUUCUAUUAGCCAACAUCAGAGCAAACUCUUUGAGCAGCAGCUGGGUGGAGAAGCUCCUGCAUCUCCUCUAGCAGGCGACCUUGCCACUCUAGGUAUGCCACUGACCCCUGGCAAGCCCAGAGCAACAGCAGUUCCUGCCCUGUGCACUCUGCCCAGCUUGGUUGCACAUGGACACUGCCCAGAUGAGGUUGACUACAAGACAAACCCUCACAUCAAGCCACUACACUCAUAUGCCACCCUAAUUUGCAUGGCUAUACAGGCAAACAAGAAAAGCAAAGUCACACUCUCCUGUAUCUAUAAAUGGAUCACUGACAACUUCUGCUACUUCCGCCAUGCUGACCCCAACUGGCAGAACUCCAUCCGUCACAAUCUCUCUCUGAAUAAAUGCUUCAUAAAAGUUCCAAGGCAGAAGGAUGAGCCUGGAAAGGGUGGCUUCUGGAAGAUUGAUCCGGAAUAUGCUGAACGUCUCCUGACUGGGGCUUAUAAGAAGCAAAGGAUGCCUCCAGUACAGAUUAACCCAGCUCUUAAAAAUCAACUUGGAACGAUCUCACAGCCAGUUAUGCCUGCGCCAACAGAUGUCAUGGGUUUUCGCCAUGUUGAUCCUGAGUCACAGCAGCUCUUAGAAGAAUUUGAGGAAGUCACUAGACUUGACCAGAACUGGGACCCUCACCUAGCAGAAACCACUUUAUCUGAUAGCUGGAGCACAGUAAAAGGCCCCAAAAGAAAACAGCCAUAUGGCCACUGGGCUGGAAGUGCCCAAGCUCUGUGUCGCUCAAGCUCCCCACUGCUGGCCAUGGAGGAACCAAAGGUUCUGGGAUCUCUUAUGGGUAAUUUUGACUGGGAUGCUCUGCUAAAUUCAGCCCUAAAUGAGGAUUUGAGCCUGAAUGAGUGUGGUCCUCUGAGCCCAAUACCACAAGAUCAGAACCUCAUGGUACCUGGCAUUCAUGUUAAUUCCCUGGGGGCCUCUGUCAAUACUACAGAAAGUAACAUGCUAAUAGAAACACAAAAGGACCGUGAUGUAGACCUUGACAAAGAGACAUUCUUAGCCACAGAAUUUUUACAGAGUCCUUGGAUAGAAGAAGAAGCGGGGAACCAUCCUGAUUUUCUUUCAAUGUCUACUGUUAACAUCAAUCAACUCUUUGAUCUGGGAGGCUCACUCAGUGAUGAUCUUGACAGUAAAAUUGAAUCUCUUCUCUGAAUAGUCAUCAGUAUCUUUUGAGACAGAUAAUAUCUAACCAAUACCAUUGAAAUAUUAUGAGUGGAGAGAGCUGUUUUAUACCAAAGAGUAAAAAAUUUUGGUCCAUUGCAUUUCCAUUUUAUAUAUUUUUUUCAUAUUUUUCAUAUUUUUUUCAUAUUAUAUUUGCAUUUUUUUGUUUGUUUGUUUGUUUGUUUAUUGGCAAGUGAUUUAUCAAAAAGCCACUGAUCAAAAACUGCCACAACAGUGGGUUCUUCUAAAAGAACUAAAAUCUAAUUCUUCAUGACUGGACUGUGAAACCAGAAUUGGACAACAAUGAAAUUGCAGACAGAAACAGUGCAUAAAUGAAUGGCAAAAAUGUAAUCUUAACAGUGUAGUUGUUCAUUUUAACUAACUGCAGUUACAAUUAAGCAAUAAAUAAUUUCUAGCAUCUACAAAUAAAAAGAAGUUAUAAAGGUAAUCAUGUAUUGCAAUUGAGGUACCUGCUUGGAAGGAAUAAAAUAAAAUAUGCAAAUAAACAUAUAUCACAAUGAUAAUACUGGACUCCUAGCUAUGCCUAGCUAUGAGGUUGCAUAUACUGAAACUGUUUUCAUUCACAUUACAACAGAAAAGGUGGAUGCAGUCUUUUCAUGUCAAAUACUAACAAUAAAAUUGUACAUUAACAAUAGUAUGUAUUAGAAUGGUGAUUUUGGCUGCUUUUUACUUUAUAUAUGCUACCUCUAGGUCAAAUUAUUCGUAAACAUGGAAUUAGCUUCCACGGUUAUGCUGAUGAUACACAGUUGUAUGUUUCAGGGAAGCCAGAGGACAGACAGCAGCUUAAUAAAUUUGAGGAAUGUGUAAAGGACAUUAGACGUUGGAUGCUAACUAACUUCCUUUUACUUAAUUCUGAUAAGACAGAAGUACUUGUAUUAGGACCACGUGUAGCUAGAAGUAAGCUUUCUGAUCACAUAGUAAAUCUGGAUGGACUUUCUGUUUCAUCAUGUACAGCAGUAAAAGACCUUGGUGUGAUUAUAGACUCCAGCCUAUCAUUUGAUGCUCAUGUAGAUAAUAUUACUAGGAUAGGUUACUAGGAUAGAUAAUAUUACUAGGAUCUAAGAUAAGAAAUAUAAUGUCACUACAUGAUGCAGAAAUAUUAGUUCAUGCUUUCCUCACCUCUAGACUAGAUUACUGAAAUGCCUUACUGUCUGGAUGUUCCAUUAGGAGCAUAAACAAACUCCAGUUAGUCCAGAAUGCAGCUGCUAGAGUCCUAACUAGAACCAGAAGAUACGACCACAUCACUCCGAUCUUAUCAACACUGCAUUGGCUCCCAGUGAAAUCUUGCAUUGAUUAUAAAAUACUAUUAUUAACCUAUAAAGCACUAAAUGGCCUCGCGCCACAGUAUCUAGGUGACCUUUUGGUUUUCUAUGAUCCGCCACGCCUACUUAGAUCAAAAGAUGCACGCUAUUCGACGGUACCUCGAAUAGCGAAGGCUACAGCAGGGGGAAGAGCUUUCUAUUAUAGAGCCCCACAUUUAUGGAACAGCCUUCCAAUUAGUGUUUGGGACUCAGAGACAAUCUCAGUGUUUACAUCUAGGCUUAAAACAUAUUUGUUUACUCAAGCCUACCCUGACUAGACUUUCUGUUACGCUAAGCACAGUCCUAAUAAUCUUUUCUCUCCCUCUCUUCUUCUGUCGAGGCACACACGAUUUUAUGGAGAUACUAGAGAUCCUGAUCCUUUCUGCUCUCCGGACCUGCCUGAUCCAUUUCAGAUGUCCUACCUCUGGAUGGAGCUCUCAUCUACUCCAAUUCCAGAUUGCUGGGACUACGGCUGCUUCUAAGGACAAAUAGACUUCAUAUAAAUUCAUAAUUAACUUUUACACACUAUCUGUUGUUACCCAGAUGAGGAUGGGUUCCAUUCUGAAUCUGGUUCCUCUCAAGGUUUCUUCCUCUUUACAUCUUAGGGAGUUUUUCCUUGCCACCGUCGCCUCCGGCUUGCUCAAAUUCUUGGGAUAAAUUCGCACUUUUAAUAUCUGUAUACCGUGUUUAUAUGUUUCUGUAAAGCUGCUUUGAGACAAGGUCUAUUGUAAAAUGUGCUAUACAAAUAAAAUUGAAUUGAAAAAAAAU